Molecule: messenger RNA, 949 nt
Organism: Onthophagus taurus
Lineage: Eukaryota; Metazoa; Arthropoda; Insecta; Coleoptera; Scarabaeidae
Gene: Sec22
Product: vesicle-trafficking protein SEC22
Biological process (GO): retrograde vesicle-mediated transport, Golgi to endoplasmic reticulum; endoplasmic reticulum to Golgi vesicle-mediated transport
Molecular function (GO): SNAP receptor activity
Source: RefSeq, a predicted model, not a curated record
GUUACAAAAAUGACGUGUGAACAUGACGUGUAACUAACCUAUAAAAUUAUUACUUUCAUCGUCAAAUUAAACAGAAAUAUUGGUUUAAAAAAUGGUUUUAAUGACGAUGAUAGCUCGUGUAGCUGAUGGGCUACCAUUGGCGGCUACAAUGCAAGAAGACGAGCAGGCUGGUCGAGGUAUAUUAGAUUAUCAAAACCAAGCAAAAAUGUUGUUUAGGAAGUUGGGACCACAAUCACCAGCUAGAUGUACCAUAGAAACGGGACCCUAUCUUUUUCAUUAUUUAAUAGAACAUGAUAUUUGUUAUUUAGUUUUGUGUGAAAAAAACUAUUCAAAACGUUUGGCCUAUUCUUAUUUAGAUGAUAUAGCUCAAGAAUUUCAUACUCAAUAUGGAAAAAGAGUUAAUACGGUUACAAGGCCUUACACAUUUAUUGAAUUCGAUAAUUAUAUACAAAAAGCAAAGAAAAUUUUUACUGAUUCGCGAUCAAGAAGGAAUUUAAAUACUAUUAAUAAUCAAUUACAAGAUGUUCAAAGGAUUAUGGUACAGAAUAUUGAUGAUGUUUUACAACGUGGAACAGUUUUAUCAGAGUUGGAUGCAAAAACCCAAAAUAUAGCGAUGUUAACGCAAAAGUACAAAAAAGAUGCUACAUAUUUAAAUAUGAAAUCGAUGUAUGUUAAAGCAGCAGCUGGUUGUAUUGUGGUUGUAGUGUUUAUUCUUUAUUUUUGGAUUUUGUAAAUUAAAGGGACUAAAUUACAACAUCCUGAACAAAUUCCAAUGAUUCUGUUAUGUAUUUUAAGCAACAAAUUAAAAAGAAACCCUAUUUUUUUGCCAAUGUGUGAUAUAUUUCUUUUUAAAGGAGACAAUUUGAGGUUAGGAAUGCUUAAUCCCAAAAAUUCUUAGGUAAAACUGGUUAAUGAAUACACAAUAAAUUAAUCUUUAUUAAAACUUUAA